Messenger RNA from Mesorhabditis spiculigera, 3555 nucleotides. NCBI's taxonomy places the organism in Eukaryota, Metazoa, Nematoda, Chromadorea, Rhabditida, Rhabditidae. The record is from the annotation of a GenBank genome assembly.
AUGGACCAGGAAAAGCAACGGCUCCAACUACUCGCCACUGCUAUUGCCACCCAGGGUUUCUCAGGCGGCGGCUUUCUAACCCUACAACAACUCUCCAACCUCUCGACCUCAUCAUUAUUACCUCAAGCUCAACCUCAAAUUGAUCUCGCUCAACAAUGGGCGGCUGCACAACAAACUUCACAAUGGAUCGAUCAGGCCAAGAUGGCGGCGGCCAUGUACGGUAUGCUGGGGCAAGCCGGGUUGAGUGGGAUGAAGCCGAUGGAACUACCCGGUGGUGCCGACUAUGCCCGAGCUCUGGCGGCAGCAGCUCAAACAACCCAGAAUCCAGCAAUGUUCCCCACCACCGCUGCCACAGCAACUGAUGUUAUCCGAAAAACCAGCGUUGCGAAUUCGUUCAUAAAUGUCGACAGCGUGGACUCGCCGGCGGGUCCGAGCUCGGCUAACCCGGAUUCGGUACGGUCGGUCGGGACGCCGAUUGAUUUGGAGCGGCCGAUGAGCACGAUACACGGGUCAUCUGGAACGGGUUCUUCUGGUGACGUAAAAUCAGAGGUUCCGACAAGUCCACUAAAGCAGCCGGGAACGAGUAAAAGCUCGCCGGAUGGCCAACUCCCAUCAACAUCAGCCGCUUUUCCCUUGGAAUUAAAAAGUGAGCUUACAGCCGCCUCGCUGGACGAUGGCUCAAGCGCUUCUACACCGGGAGAAUGGAGUAAUUUCGAUCUGCGAGACAUCAACGAUCUUGUCAACGCAUCUAUAGCGGAUCAGACAAACAUCCAGGAUACUGACUGGGAAUCGUUACUGGUCCAGCCGCUUUUGGCCAAACCCCUCGAAGCCAAAGAAACCCACAAAGAAGCCGAUUUCACUGAAAACUUCAACGGCCUAAUUGAUGAUGGAGCGCUCAGCCCGGUUCAGUUCACCCCACCUGACUCCCCACUACGAGACGAUCCGGAUGUUCCGGCCUCUGGACUAUCCCUGUACACACCCGUCGCCAGCCAGAUCGGCAUGAUGGUCCAGCAAAUGGAAGCCAAAAAUACGAUGAAGGGCAAGGCGAGCACGAACUCGAUGCUCAAGCUCGAGAAGCUGAAGCAGUUGCAACAGCUCGUGGAGGAGAAAGCGGCCCAACAGAUCAGAGAUUCGCAACCUUCCACUUCAGCCGCUGCUCCAUUACUACCGGCUUUAAGCCUAGAUAGUGCAGCUCCAAGGCUGGAGCUGAAUCCAAAACCGAAGCUCACAGCCCCAAAAACCGUGCAACCGCUCUCAACACCUUCCGCUUCAACAUCAAACCCUCCAAAUCCGCUCCUAACCCUCAACCUCCCCACCCCAGCCUUGGCUCCACCAGCAAAAUCCUCGAUCUCCCCGAAAAUCAACGGGACCAAGAAGGAAACUAGUCCAUAUGAGAACUUCUUCAAGCAACCGAUAUUGCGAAAAGAAUUUUACAAGAAGCGGGAUAGUCAGAAGAAGGCUCCAAGUAUCUUUGUCAGCAAGAAGAAUAAGGCACCAGUGUAUAAACAGAAGGCAAAUAUAUUUGGGAAUCGAUUCGAGGAGGAGAAGAAGCCAGAUCCUUUCAAAGACGAUGAAUAUUCAUUUACGGAUGAUGAGGAUGCGUUGGGGACGUUGAUAGAGAAUACGAAAAAGGAGCAUCAGCAGAAGGUGGAGGCUGAGGUGCAAAAACGAGCCAGUCAAACAGCGGCUUUUCCCGGGAAAAACGUUUACGUGCCUGGCGUCGGUUUUGCCGUACCAAAGGAGCAGACAACAGCCGAUCUCUGGAGUCACGUUGUUCCGAAGAAGCGAUUUGGAGUUGAUGGAACGAGAACUGGAAUUCCGCCAGCCGCCUUGUUACCUUCAAAUACGACAAUUGAGGCGAUAACUGCUGCUGUCAAAGCCCCGCCAAUCAUCCUCAGCCUCUCGGAAACAAUUAAACGUCGAAAAGAAGCCCGGAAGAAGUCGAACAACUUCUGCCAAGUUGAAGUCGUCGCAGAUGAGACUGAAUGUCCACAGGAAAAUGGCAUCAUCGCUGUAGUAGACCCAUCGGAUACAAAGCCGGACGCUAUCCCCAAGCUCCGGAUCUCCAGAAAAAUCUUGGAACGAUUUGCCGAUGGCCAGGGCUCCGACCUAGAAAACGAAGAACCAGGCCGAAAACGACACCACCACAAGCACCACCGGAAGAAGAAGAAGCAUAAAUAUGACAAAUACGAUAGAUAUGAUAAUGAGUGGAAUGAGGGGUAUAGAAGAUCGGAGAGGAGGAGCUCGAGGUUGUAUACCGAGCCUGAGCCUGAGCCCCAACACCACCCGAUUAUUAUCAUCAAGCCCCCAGUGCCUCCGGAUGCAAAUGCUGAACAGAAAAAGGAACCGCUUGUUUUGCAUAUGACGCUGAGUAAAAAGGCGAUAUUUAUGCAACAAUGGCAGGAACAAGAAAAUGCACAAAAGAAAGCGCAAGAAGAACAAGCUCGGAUAGAAGAAGAACAAAAAGCGCCCAAAGUAAUAAAUGGGGAAGAUAUCUGCCUGUCGCCACGUACGAAACAAGCGAUGAAUCAGGAAGUGAAGAAGAGGCUAGGCUGUUUUGGAUCGGCUGAAGGGUAUCUACCGAAAGGAACGUUUGUCGUCUACAAAAAGGACAUCCACCGCGAUGAUUGCGCGCUCUGGAGGGUCGAUAACCAGACGAUGCUCCAGAAAUACAUUCCUCGAAUUGACCCUGAAACUCGGAACGUUACUUACCGUAAUAGUAGUACGUACUCUGGCUGGUGUGAACAAAUUGCUGCCGACUACGCGACUGUCCAGGUCAACUACAUCAAGCAGACCAGAUCGGAACAGAUCAUCGAGCCGGUGUACCCGUUGAGUGAAUUGUUCCCGGCGAUAGCUUCGGAGAUGCCACCGGAAGUCGUAGAAACUGAACAAGUCGAAGCCGACGGCCCGGAACUUGAUGCUUCUUUCCUAAUCCGUGACCCAUCCCAUAUGCUACUGCUUAAUUACAUCUCAGCAAUGUUCCAGCAUGUCCUCUCGUUGCAAUACUUUCAAGAAGCACAGGAAAAAGAAGACUGGACCGUCCUCAAGCCAAUGAUUGAAGUCGUCAAGAAAAACCUGGGCUGUAUGGAAAAGCUGCGAAAAGUGACACAUUGGAAUGACCGGAUGGAGAGCUGUUUGGAGCGAUAUACCAAUAUCACCUUCCGGGAGCCAGACUAUAAUGAAUCGCUUUGCCAGGCCUGUGAAAAACAUCCAAUCACGACUGUCGAGCAGUUCUUCGACUUUACAAAUUACGAUAAAGAGACGCUACAACCAGCAAAGCAGAAGAAAUCGGAAAUAGAAAAUCCUCCCCCGCCGGCUACGGAAAUCUACGUUUGUGAGAAGUGCAAAGCGGCCAGUCAGCUAUACCAUAAAUGCACGCACAUGCGGUAUUUCCUGUUUCUGAAGUGCGAGGAAAAGCUGGAAAUUCUUGGCAACAAAUUUCCCGACGUCCUCCCGGAGAAGAUUGUCGAAAAGGCCAAGGUUUCUAGUCGAUGGCUUGCUAAGAUCAUCGAAGAAUAUUCAACCCUGUGGGCCCACAUCACGCGUAACGAGUUC